Molecule: messenger RNA, 1285 nt
Organism: Capsicum annuum
Lineage: Eukaryota; Viridiplantae; Streptophyta; Magnoliopsida; Solanales; Solanaceae
Product: GDSL esterase/lipase At1g71691-like
Exons: 5
Coding region: 33-1031 (332 amino acids)
Molecular function (GO): hydrolase activity, acting on ester bonds
Source: RefSeq, a predicted model, not a curated record
UGUACAAUGCCAAGGUACGAAAAGUGGUUGUAAUGGGACUGGCUCCGAUAGGCUGUGCACCUAACUACUUAGGGCUAUACAGUAGCAAGAAUGGGGAGUGCGUUGUAACUAUAAAUGGCAUGAUAUUGGAGUUCAGCUUUGCUGGGAGAGAUAUGGAUUCUGAGCUCAAUGAGGAGCUUGUUGAUGCCAAUAUCAUAUUUUCUGAUGCAUUUGAGGAUUCUAUGGACAUAAUUCAGAAUCAUGAUCGUUAUGCUUUGCGUCUUGGAUCACCGUUUGUGCCUAGUUAUCUAGGACAGGCUGGUUCAAUUGAAGAAAUGAUCCUUGGUGUCAAUUAUUCUUCUGCUGGUGCUGGAAUUAUUUUCUCGAGCGGCUCUGAAUUGGGUCAGCAUAUCUCACUUGCACAGCAAAUUGGUGAUGAUGCUACAAGUAAUCUGAUAUCUAGUUCUGUGUUCUACAUUUCAAUCGGGAGUAAUGUCUACAUUCAGUACUAUCUCCUGAAUGUAUCUAAUGAUCAAUCUGUUUACCUCCCGUGGAGCUUCAACCAGUUUUUAGCACAGACGAUAAAACAGGAGAUUAAGAACUUGUACAAUGCCAAGGUACGAAAAGUGGUUGUAAUGGGACUGGCUCCGAUAGGCUGGGCACCUGACUACUUAGGGAUAUACAGUAGCAAGAAUGGGGAGUGCCUCGUAACUAUAAAUGACAUGAUAUUGGAGUUCAACUUUGCUGUGAGAUAUAUGGUUUCGGAGCUCAAUGAGGUGCUUGUUGAUGCCAGUAUCAUCUUCUGUGAUGCAUUUGAAGGAUCUAUGGAUAUAAUUCAGAAUCAUGAUCGUUAUGGUUUCAAUGUUACAGAUGAGGCUUGCUGUGGUUUAGGCGAAUAUAAAGGCUGGAUCAUGUGCGUUUCCCCUGAAAUGGCCUGCAAUAAUGCCUCGAGCCACAUCUGGUGGGAUCAAUUUCAUCCGACUUCUGCUGUGAACAGAAUUCUUGCUGACAACGUCUGGUCCAGCCUACAUACACCUUCUGGUACCCAAUGAACAUGCAGGACAUGUUAGCUCAAAGCACCUGAUAAUUGGACCUAGAGACAUUUCAAUUUCUGAAUAUAUGGCAUCUGCAUAAAUCUGUAUAGAAUAUUUUUUGGUGCUGACUGAAUAUAGGACCACAGUAUAUAGAUGGUAUAUCAUUCUUUGUAUGAUUCAUUUUUUGGUAUUAAAUGUAGCUUGUGAUAUUUCUACUAAAUCUGUAUAGAAUAUGACCACAGUAUAGAUGGAAUAUCGUUCUUUGUAUGAUC